Messenger RNA from Torulaspora delbrueckii, 843 nucleotides. RefSeq lists its product as uncharacterized. Gene Ontology annotation, cellular component: membrane. The coding region runs from base 1 to 843 and encodes 280 amino acids. The record is from RefSeq and is a predicted model, not a curated record. NCBI's taxonomy places the organism in Eukaryota, Fungi, Ascomycota, Saccharomycetes, Saccharomycetales, Saccharomycetaceae. The transcript has a single exon.
AUGCCUUUGUAUAACUCAGAUGAUACUUGUCAACUUUUGGGACCUGUAUCCAUAGUAAUUCAGGUUUUGAUGGGUACAGCAGCAGUGGCGUCUCUACUAAUCAAGAGGAAUCACGAACAUCCCAGGCGAAAGAUGAUCGUUUGGAUGUACGAUGUGGCCAAGCAGAUAAGUGGAGCAUUAGGAAUUCAUUUUAUUAAUUUGGCACUAAGCGUUGUAAAGAGGGGAGGUCCGCGAAUGUUCAACGGAAAUGACAAUGAUGACGAUAGCGAAUGCGACUGGUACUUUCUGAAUCUGUUACUCGAUACCACCAUCGGAAUACCGAUACUUUGGGCUUCUCUGACCAUUAUUGAAAGCAUUCUUGGCUAUUUCAAAAUUACGAACAUCGAGAGUGGUAAUUACUUCUCCAGAAUCAAGGACGAGAACGAGAAUGAGAUUACGAACGAGCGAAGACCAAUGUUUAUUGCAUUCCUGAAGCAACUUUGUGUCUUUACCGGAGCUUUGGCUCUGAUGAAACUGUGCAUUUUUCUAAUCCUAAACUAUUUCGAAAUUGGCGCAUACUGGUUUGCCGACCUAAUGCUUGGCUGGUCCGACAAAUGGCCCAACUUCCAAGUAUUCUUAGUGAUGUUUGUGUGUCCAAUUGUCCUCAACUGUUUCCAGUAUUUUUGUGUUGAUAAUAUCAUCAAAUUACCCACAAACGGCGUGAAUUUGGGAAAUGUAGAGAACUUUGAAACACAGUCACUCAGCACUCAGGAAAUGGCAGGCAUCAUGACGUCUGACCUACAGGAACGAGAGAAUUCAAGGAAGCAAUGGGAUACCAACACCCAAUAUGGUGCCAUCCUAUGA